CCUUCAUGUUAGACACGCCUCUAUGUUCAAGGAACACCGCUUCAUACAUACACUGUUGUUAGCGACGUAGCCUCCACGGCCAAUUUCAUUUUUGACAUUUCUAUUUGAGACCACUUCUCUGAACUUCACUUUUUGUCACGGACAGGUGAAUGCACGAAUAGCGGUUUACUGGUUGGAUCCCGGUACACUGGUGUGUCAAAUUGUUGCUGGUGGCAGUCCUGCGAGCCCAUUUGAGUAUGCAUAUACAAUGAAGAGGCGUGUGGAGGACCAGGAACCAAUAUUUGCGCCCCAGCAACAGCAAACACGUCGUCCCCCAGUUCAAGGCAUUGCAGACAGCUUCCAGCACCGGGACCUCACCCCGGCCUCUACUGUGAUAGAGGCCGCUGCAGACAACAUGCAGCCAUCCACAGGCAUCCAGUAUUCUCUCCCCCAAGGCUACCAGGUGUCUACAAUGCCUCAGAACGCAAGUGGACACGGACAUGGACAUAACAAUACUGCACCUCAUGUUGGUCCCCAUGCACACAGCCUGGCAGUUCAGUCCCAGGGCCCUGCAUUGGUCCAAGGUCACGUUCAUCCGCCUGCACCCAUGACUUCAGCCCAAGGACAGCAGUUUCAGCGACUGAAGGUUGAAGAUGCCUUAUCCUAUCUGGAUCAAGUGAAGCUGCAGUUUGGAAACCAGCCACAAGUUUAUAAUGAUUUCCUUGAUAUUAUGAAAGAGUUCAAGUCACAGAGCAUAGACACUCCUGGAGUCAUUAACCGUGUGUCCCAGCUCUUCAAGGGCCAUCCAGACCUCAUUAUGGGUUUUAACACGUUCUUGCCACCUGGAUAUAAAAUUGAGGUUCAAACCAACGAUCUAGUCAAUGUGACCACGCCAGGUCAGAUCCACUACAUCACCCCUCAUGGUAUUUCUGUUCAGAACAUCCCUAUAAGUGGAGCAUCCAGCCAACCUGCAAGCCACAACCAGCACCAGAGUCUGCCACAGGCGGGUCCGCACACUACCCCCACCACCACCACCACCACCACCACCCCACCCACCCCCACUCCCACCCAACCUGCUCCCAAACAAACCAGCAAGCCAAUUCAGUCUCCAGCCCACACACCCACCAGCCAGCCCAACCCAUCCAUCCCAUCCUACGCCUCGCCGCGCUCACCGUCGGUUCAGUCCCACGCUCCUGUGAGCAGCACGCCGUCCAGUGGGCCACCUCUCCAGAACAACCAGCCUGUGGAGUUCAAUCACGCUAUAAAUUAUGUCAACAAGAUCAAGAACCGCUUCCAGGGUCAGCCGGACAUUUACAAAGCCUUCCUGGAAAUCCUUCACACAUACCAGAAGGAGCAGCGAAAUGCUAAAGAGGCAGGAAGCAACUACACCCCAGCACUGACUGAGCAGGAGGUCUACACUCAGGUGGCACGACUCUUCAAAAACCAGGAAGACCUACUCUCAGAGUUUGGACAGUUCCUGCCAGAUGCAAACAGCUCAAUGCUGCUGUGCAAGGCUACACCAGACAGGGCCGAGUCGGUGCGUAAUGAUCAUGGCGGCACAGUAAAGAGACCCUUAAUGAACAGCAAACAGAGACUGAGCCAGAAUGGCAUGCCAAUCAGGAGACCUGCUGGAGUGGGAGCCACGGCGCCUGUCAAGAAGAAGCCCAAAAUAUUGGGGAAGGACCAUGGCAUGACUGAAGUCAGCAAACACAGCACCAGCACUGAAACUAUGUUCUUUGAGAAGGUUAAGAAGGCUCUUCGGAGCUCUGAGGCGUACGACAACUUCCUGCGUUGUCUUCACAUUUUCAACCAGGAAGUGAUCUCUCGUGCCGAGCUGGUCCAGUUAGUCAUCCCCUUUCUUGGAAAAUUCCCGGAGCUUUUUACAUGGUUUAAAAACUUCCUGGGCUACCGAGAGUCUAGUCACGGGGAGUCGAGCCAUGCAGAGAGUUUACCCAAGGAGCGUGCAACAGAGGGCAUCGCCAUGGAGAUUGACUAUGCUUCCUGUAAGAGGCUGGGGUCCAGCUAUAGAGCACUGCCGAAAAGCUACCAGCAGCCCAAGUGCACAGGAAGGACGCCGCUGUGCAGAGAGGUUCUUAAUGACACGUGGGUGUCGUUUCCUUCGUGGUCUGAGGAUUCUACCUUUGUGAGCUCCAAGAAGACUCAAUAUGAGGAGCACAUUUACAGAUGUGAAGAUGAGCGCUUUGAGCUGGAUGUCGUGUUGGAAGCCAACCUUGCCACGAUACGAGCCCUGGAGGCAGUGCAGCGGAGGCUUUCUCGUAUGUCUGCUGAGGAGCAGCUGCGCUUCAAGCUGGACAACGCGAUGGGCGGCUCCUCAGAGGUCAUUCACCGCAAAGCUAUCCAAAGGAUAUAUGGCGACAAGGCCCACGACAUCAUCGACGGGCUCAAGAAGAACCCAGCUGUGUCUGUUCCCAUAGUGCUGAAAAGAUUAAAAAUGAAGGAAGAGGAGUGGAGAGAAGCCCAGAGAGGCUUCAACAAAAUCUGGCGGGAGCAAAACGAAAAGUAUUACCUGAAGUCACUGGACCAUCAAGGCAUCAACUUCAAGCAGAAUGACACCAAAGUGUUGCGUUCAAAGACCUUACUCAAUGAAAUUGAGAUGCUAUAUGAUGACCACCAGGAUCGUGCAUCUGAGGAAACUGCCACACCGCCACCGAGCGGCCCACACAUCACCCAGUGCUACGAGGACAGCCAAAUCAUGGAGGACGCUGCCGCCCUCAUCAUCCACCACGUCAAGAGACAGGUGGGCAUCCAGAAAGAGGACAAGUACAAGAUCAAGCAGAUCAUCCACCACUUCAUCCCUGACCUGCUGUUCGCACGGCGAGGUGAGCUCUCCGAUGUCGAGGAGGAGGAAGAGGAGGAGGAGGAAGACGACGCGGAGAUGGAUCCAGGCGGCCCCAAGAAGCACAACGGCCUGCCAGGCAGCAGCCCGUCGAAGUCCAAGCUCCUCUUCAGCAACACGGCAGCUCAGAAGCUGCGAGGCACCGAUGAUGCCUACAACAUGUUCUUUGUGAACAACUACUGGUACAUCUUCCUCCGUCUUCACCACAUCCUCUGUUCUCGUUUGCUGCGGAUCUACGGGCAAGCCGAGAAGCAGAUUGAGGAGGACGCCCGUGAGCGCGAGUGGGAAAGAGAAGUGUUGGGGCUCAAAAGGGAGAAGAAUGAAAAUCCAGCAAUCCAACUGAAGAUGAAGGAGCCAAUGGAUGUCGAUGUAGAGGAUUAUUACUCAGUUUUCCUGGAAAUGGUGCGUAAUCUUUUGGAUGGAAACAUGGAGCCGACUCAAUACGAGGACUCGCUGAGGGAAAUGUUUACUAUCCAUGCCUACAUCGCCUUCACCAUGGACAAACUCAUCCAGAGCAUCGUCCGGCAGCUCCAGCACCUCGUCACUGACGAUGUAUGUACGCGCGUAACGGACAUGUACCUGAGCGAAAGUGCCAAUAAAGCCACGGGGGGCCUACUGUCCACGCAGACGUCCAGGGCCACAGCAGAGGGGACCUACCAGCGCAAAGCGGAGCAGCUUAUGUCGGAUGAGAACUGCUUCAAGUUGAUGUUUGUAAAGAGCCGAGGAUCCGUCAGUCUGGCCAUGGAGCUGCUGGACACAGAAGAGGAGAACUCUGAUGAGCCAGCGGACGCAGAGAGGUGGUCAGACUACGUGGGUAGAUACCUGAAUUCAGAUUCUGCAUCCCCAGAGCUGCGUGAACAUCUGUCCCAGAAGCCGGUGUUCCUCCCCAGGAAUUUGAGACGGAUAAGGAAGUGCCAGAGAGGAUGGGAGCAACUGCAGCAGGAGAGAAUGAACAAGGUCCCCUCGGACAAGUCGCAGGACGGCACCAGCGAGCUGAAGAUGGAGUGCAUGUUCAAGCUCAACUCCUACAAGAUGGUCUAUGUCUGCAAGUCGGAAGACUAUAUGUACAGGCACACAGCACUCACACGAGCUCAUCAGUCCCAAGAGCGAGUCAACACACGCCUGCACCGACGCUUUCACGCCUGGCUGGACACAUGGGCCAAAGAGCACGUGACCAGCGACAUGGCUGCCGACAACCGCAAGUGGCUGAUGGGAGAAAGACGAGAAGGCCUAUUGCCCUGCACCACCAGUUGCGACCCUGAGGUCCUCCAUUAUAUCAACGUUAACAAGUACCGGGUGAAGUACAGAACACUGUAGUCUCGCUUUAUUGAAAGAUAAACUGUGGCAGUGACAGUCCUCACACAACAAACUGCCAGUGUUGACUUUAUAUACACAGUAGCUUCAUACCGAUUUCUACAACCUGCUGUUAACUGGAUUCCGUUGCCAAAACGUUUGUGUCAGAACUGAUUCAGGAACUUUGUCCAAACUUUCAAGCUUUUUGCUGCAAAUUCUGCACUGUAUAUGAACUAGAAGUUUUGCAGGUGUCACUAUAUGGAGAAGAGAAAAAAAAAACCUGCUUGUCUCAGAAUCUCCAUUGUUAUUAUAUUAAAUGCAGAUUUUUACAUGAGAUAAAUAUACAGAGAAAACACUCACUUCUCUUUGGAGCAAUUCACAGUUGAAACGCACACAAAAAAAGCUGGUUAAACAUUUGAUAACUAAAACUAAACAAUGAAAUACAAGUUUUUCGAGAACCACAACAUGAUUUUACAGAAAAUUACAACAACAAAAAAUCUCUGGCCUCUGCCGGGUAGAUGCCUGGCAUUGGUACAAUUCCAGCAGUGUGUAUCAAGUACAACGAUGUAUGACCACCCAAGCAUUUAGUGUAAAUAUGUGUUUAUAUCAAUAUUGUUUUUUUUUUUUUUUUUUUUUUUUUUUUUUUAAUCAGAUGUCAUUGAUGUGUAGCGUACAUUAAAACACACACAGUAUCAGUCUUUAGCUAGAGGUUGCAGACAAAAUGCAAAAUUGUAAUUUUUUUUUUUUUUUUUUUUAACCAAAGGAUAUUAGAGAGCUUUUUCGUUUGUGGUUUUUAGAACGUGUUGUCCCUAAAGUCUUUGUUUAGUAGAAAAAUGACUCCUCUUAUAUGCGCGUCGACCCCUUUCUGCGUAUUUCUACCUUGAGCCUUUGGCAUUAGUAUCACUCGUGGUUUUAAGGUGAUUGAAUGUAGCUGAGCAGCAAUUUCUCC
Messenger RNA from Perca flavescens (yellow perch), 5078 nucleotides. RefSeq names its product paired amphipathic helix protein Sin3a-like. Lineage: Eukaryota; Metazoa; Chordata; Actinopteri; Perciformes; Percidae. Gene Ontology annotation, cellular component: chromatin; Sin3-type complex. The transcript is spliced from 21 exons. The record is from RefSeq and is a predicted model, not a curated record. Gene Ontology annotation, biological process: negative regulation of transcription by RNA polymerase II. Gene Ontology annotation, molecular function: transcription corepressor activity. The coding region runs from base 248 to 4153 and encodes 1301 amino acids.